AUGGUUUUAGCUGCCCUUAAAAAUAUCUUUUUCUAUCAAUCCGUCACUCCCAAAUCGCCCAAAGCAAAUCGAGAACGAGGAGUACCAAAGAUCGAUUUCGUUACAUCUAGACAACCUCUCUUACCAAAUAGCAACACGAACCAGAACUCCGGGUCGGUCGACGACACCCACGAUGAUGAUGAAAGUACUUUAGAUUUAGAAUCUCAAGAUUCCAGAUCAGAGAAGUCCUCAAAGAAGAAGGGAUGGAGAAUCGAUGCGAGAGUUAUUUCGGAUGCAACCAUUGGUUUAAGUGAUGGGUUGACAGUCCCAUUUGCAUUGACGGCUGGAUUGUCGGCUUUCAACGAUUCGAAAAUCGUUAUAGGGGGAGGAAUGGCCGAGUUGAUUGCAGGGGCCAUUUCUAUGGGCUUGGGUGGAUAUCUUGCUGCUAAGAGUGAACUUGCAUCAUAUCAUGCUACACGAGAAAAGACCCUCGAACGAAUAGAAACCGAUCUUCAAGGCGUCUUAAACGAUCUCAUGGAAGAGUAUGAACCUUACGACUUUCCCAAAGAAGUUAUCACCGGCCAAUCAACUCAUCUUGCUCAAAUGCACCCAGAGCUUCUCACCGACUACAUAAUGCAGUUCCAACAUUGUGAAGAAGAACCUGCUACAUCCCGCGCUUUUACAUCUGCUCUUACGAUCUCGAUGGGAUACUUCCUCGGUGGUUUACUACCUUUACUGCCUUACUUUUUCGUAUCCACGGUUGCCGAGGGAUUAUAUAUCUCUGUCGGGGUUAUGGUGAUAACACUAUUCAUCUUUGGAUAUGUCAAGACGGGCAUGAUAACGGGUUUCCAAGCGAAAUGUAUAGGAGGCAAUUGCUGGGGUGCUGCUGAAAUGGUUCUCAUUGGGGGUGUAGCAGCAGCGGCUGCGAUGGGAUUAGUGACAUUAUUUCAACCUGGAGUGUAG
Messenger RNA from Botrytis deweyae, 942 nucleotides. RefSeq lists its product as uncharacterized. Gene Ontology annotation, molecular function: iron ion transmembrane transporter activity; manganese ion transmembrane transporter activity. Gene Ontology annotation, biological process: intracellular manganese ion homeostasis. NCBI's taxonomy places the organism in Eukaryota, Fungi, Ascomycota, Leotiomycetes, Helotiales, Sclerotiniaceae. The coding region runs from base 1 to 942 and encodes 313 amino acids. Gene Ontology annotation, cellular component: fungal-type vacuole membrane. The transcript is spliced from 2 exons. The record is from RefSeq and is a predicted model, not a curated record.